CCUCCCCUCCCCUCUCUCUUCCUCUCGUCAGCCAAGAGCAGCCUCGCUUGCCCCCGCGCACAGAGAGUACGAGGAGCUCUCAGUGACUGCACACACACUCACACACACACACACACACACACACACACACACACUCACUCACACACACUCACACUCUCUCAAACACGCUGGGAUACGGACAGACCCUGAUACUGGAGCUACUGCUGCUACUCUCUGUUGCCCAGUCUCACAGCUGACCUGAGGAGGACAGCGCUUUAAAUCCACAGCUUCUGCAAGCAACGCCGCCCACAAGGUCUCCGUCUCGUCCAACAUGACCAGGAAAGUGUUUACCAACACGCGGGAGCGUUGGCGCCAGCACAACGUCAACACAGCCUUUGCCGAGCUGCGCAAGCUUAUUCCCACACAUCCACCCGAGAAGAAGCUGAGCAAGAACGAGAUCCUGCGCCUGGCCAUGCGCUACAUCAACUUCCUGGUGCAGCUGCUGGAUGUCCAGGGCGGAGGAGGUGGAGGCGGCGCAGGAGGAGGUGGUGGUGGUGGCAUCCAGACCACGGGCCAGUCCCCGGCCGCACUGCUCAGCUUCCUGCGGGGAAACAUGGAGAGCCUGCAGGCCGCCCGACCCUGGACCCUGACCAGUGACACGGACGCCCCCUCGCCCAGCUCCAGCUGUGACAGCUCCGAGGCUUGGUAGGCCUCUCUGGAGAGAGAGAGAGAGAGAGAGAGACACAGAGACACAGAGAGAGAGAGAGAGGUCCCCAUAAACCCACAAAAGUCCUUCUCUCAUGGAGGUCGACUGUCAAGGUGAUCUGUGUUUGACUGAUAGAGUGAGUAGAGGUGGGCAAAGAAGGCUUGGUUUUUGUGCAGAAUGUGGGACGAUAUGGUGUGCUUUUCUUUUUUUCACGCACUUGACUUGAAAAACAUCAACUCUACACAUUUGUAUUUGCUGUAUUUUAUGGACAUUCUCAUCCAAAGGGACAUAAGGGAGGAAAGGGACGCAAGGGAGGAAAGGUGCACACUUUCAUCACUCCCUGGAACAAAACAACCACAACUUUGGUGCAGCCCUGAUGCAUUGGUCGAGUGAGGAAAAACUGGAAAAAUGUUGUAAUGAUGGCAGACAUUGAAAACAUCAAUAAAUGAUGUAUUCAUUUAGUAUUUUUAAAGUAAAAGGUGUAUAGCAGGCAUUGAGAAAUAAGAGAUUAAUUGAUUGUCUUAUUAACUAGAGAGUUUAAUCCAGUAUUUGAAUUAUUCAAUUCUCAUUUUCACUUUACCCACACGACUUGUGAUGCUGAGUUUCUGUUUAUGAUGGUACUGUUGCAGUUAAUUUCAUAACUAAUUUGACAAUCUUACUAAAUUAUGGAUUUAUUUGACACAAGGAUGUUACUUAUAUUUUGUACAAGUAUUUAUGCUCUUUUGUACAAAUGUCAUAUGGC
This is a messenger RNA of Alosa sapidissima (American shad), 1427 nucleotides long. It is a transcript of the gene tal2, whose product is annotated as T-cell acute lymphocytic leukemia 2. The record is from RefSeq and is a predicted model, not a curated record. NCBI's taxonomy places the organism in Eukaryota, Metazoa, Chordata, Actinopteri, Clupeiformes, Clupeidae. Gene Ontology annotation, biological process: regulation of transcription by RNA polymerase II. The coding region runs from base 311 to 688 and encodes 125 amino acids. Gene Ontology annotation, molecular function: protein dimerization activity; RNA polymerase II cis-regulatory region sequence-specific DNA binding; DNA-binding transcription factor activity, RNA polymerase II-specific. The transcript is spliced from 2 exons.